This is a messenger RNA of Penicillium angulare, 639 nucleotides long. RefSeq lists its product as uncharacterized. The record is from RefSeq and is a predicted model, not a curated record. The transcript has a single exon. Gene Ontology annotation, molecular function: protein binding. The coding region runs from base 1 to 639 and encodes 212 amino acids. Lineage: Eukaryota; Fungi; Ascomycota; Eurotiomycetes; Eurotiales; Aspergillaceae.
AUGGCCAGCGAAAUCGACCUCUUCACCCAAUACACAUUACACAUGGACCCCGCGUCCAAAGCAAUCAGCCACCCAGCAUCCCUCUCAACACCCACUCAAACAACAGACAUGGCCAACGAACUAAACGAGCUUAACGCCCUCCACCGCUCCCUUAUCUCUCUCGACUCUCCAAACAACAUCCCUCCACCACCCCUGCCCAUUAACCCCAAGCGUGGUGCCCAGAUUACCAAGCUCCGCGACGGUGGAAAUGCCGCCUUCCGCAAAAAUAACUACGAAGAAGCUGUUAGAAUGUACACCUUUGCUAUUGACAUGGCGCUUGCCCGUCCGGGUUGGGAGCCUGUGUCUCUCGCCAGAGAUGAUCUGUCGGGUUUAUAUGGGAAUCGCGCCCAGGCGUAUAUGGGGAACCAGUCGUGGCCGGAAGGAUUGGUUGAUGCCAAGGCUAGUAUUGAUUCGAAGCCUGUCGGGAAUGUCAAGGCUUGGUGGAGAGUUGGGAAGUGCUUGGCUGAGAUGGGACGGUAUGCCGAGGCUAAAACGUUUUUGGAGAAGGGGUUAGAGAUUGAGGGGAAGGCUUCUGAUGGCGGGAAGGAGUUGACUGGGCUCUUGGUUGAUGUUGAUGCUGCGUUGCAGCGUUCGGUCUAA